AUCCUCCUCGAUCCUUAUGGCGACGGUCUGGAUGGAAGCGGUGCGGCUCCAGGUACGCUGCCUGGUGGCCGAAAGUUCGUGGACUAUCGCAUGGAGCCGGCCCCAGUGUGGGAUGGUGAAACGCCGGAGUUGAAGUACCGGGAGUAUGCCCAAAAUCUUCGGCUUUGGCUGGUGGAAGCUGUGGAGCGCCUCCCUGGCGCACUGGUGGGGAAGCGCAUCAUUGAUGGGAUUCCGUUUGGGAGCAGGCUGGCGGCCCUCUUGGCUCACCUGACGGUUGAGGACAUAACGGCCGAGAAGGGCUACGAGAAGAUAGUGGGCAUCAUCGAGGACGCUCACGAUUACCUUCACGACGCCAAGCUGGAGCAGGCCUUCGAGAUGGCGAUGUCGCCGCCGGGCCGACCAGUCCUUGAGCGGCUUUGUGGCGACGAAGAAGGGAACUUCAGCGAGGACCAGAAGCAGAGGAUCAAGGUCCUGACCGACGGCUCUAUCGACUUUCCGAAGGUGGAGCAGGCGAUCCGGAAGGAGACGAGGCUGAGGAUGAUGACGGCGGCUACGCUGAUGGUGGCUAUGAUGCCGAGCUCUGGCCACCAGACCUUCUACGAGGACCAGGCCUACGAUGAGGAGCCCGACUUGUUCGAGGACUUGCUGGAGGCCGACGAGGGUGGCUCCGUCUAUGUGUGCGUUGAGGAACCUUUGCCAAGCCUUAUGGAUGAAGACCAGGCCCUGCAGUACGCCGGCGACCUUCUUUCCUUUGUCUACGGCGAGACCUCAGACAGGUGGCAGCGCAAGGGCAAGGGAAAGGGCAAGAGCAAGGCCAAGGGCAAAGGCAAGGGGAAAGAGAAAGGUGCCAAGGGAAAGCACAAGGGCUUUGGAAUAUAUGGCACCCAGAUGUCUUACCCGGAGCACCGACGAGCACUUCAGCAGGCUCGGACCGAUCGAGGACACAGUCGUCCGCCGAGCUUCCCGGGCCCACCUCGGGCACGGGCUUCCCUUGAGGAUAUCAAGGCCCGGACCCGAUGUCAUCAGUGCAAACAGAUCGGGCAUUGGUCUCGAGAGUGCCCCCAAAGGCAGGCGAGGCCGCGAUCACCGUCUCCGAGCCAGCCGGCCCCGAGGGUGUCAACGAGCCACUUCUUUAUGGGCGACCCGGUGACUGUUGCCUCGGCUGAGGGAGAGAUUUUCCUUAGCAGCUCGAUUGAAGAGCCCCAUGCUUUUGUUGGUUUUGUUCAGAAUGGCGUCAGCCUGGACCACCAGUGCCAGGUGUUCCGCCCUCUGACUCUGCUGUCGGAGGAAUACAUGUCUGAGGUGCUCUUGAGUUACACGUUUGCUAGCAGCAAUGAUGAGUCGGAGGGUUGUGCGUUGGUUGAUACCGCAGCUCAGCAUGGACUGAUUGGAGAGCAGACUUUGCACAAGCAUGACAUGUACCUCCAGAAGCAUCACAACAAGUUGAGGGUGCAGAUCACAGAUGAGACUGGGGGAACUGUGCGUGGAGUUUGUGGUUCUGAGCAAGUCACCAAGGUAGCGUACAUACCCAUCGGGAUUGCCGGGAGACCAGGUGUGCUUCGAGUUCAGGUUGUUCCUGGGGUGAUUCCGUGCCUGAUUCCCGCGUACCUUCUGACAGAUGCAGGGGCCAUCAUAGAUAUGCCGGGGUCCCGAGUCUACUACACUUCUGUCAGUGCAGUGCAACGAAUGAGACGUCGAUCCACAGGACACAUGGAAGUGAGCUUGUGCGAGUUUGAGUCGAAAUGGGAGAUCCCGGCAACAUAUUCCUUCAUCAAGAGUGAGAUUUGGGGUGCCCCUCAGCUGCCGCUGUUCCUUCGGCGAUGGCGGCGCUGUGUACUGCGCUACUUCUUGGCUAUGGCUACUCAAGCAGCUGUGGCCUUGGAGCAAAUUAUCUCGCAACCGCAAUUGCGCAGGGCCCGCAAGCUAGCAGCGAGACGAGAAGCUUUGGAGCGAAGGGCCCUUCUACUUCAACGCGAAGAACAGGCGCUCCUGGCCGCUACCCCGGUGGACCGUGCUCCGGUGAGGGUCUUGGUGGCGAACGAAGAGCAUACCGAACAACGCCGCCCCAAGGUGGAACACCGCGGCCGCUCCAAGUACCUCACACCGAUCCUGAGGAGUUCGCCUACUUGUCAGCAUGUGGAGACCAAGCACGGAGCGAACUCAGACUGGAGCUGGGUGAGAUGCACCAAGUGCGGGCUGACCGAGCAAGUUCCCAAGAUGAGUUUGGAAAAGAUGAAUGUAUGGAACACGGUGCUCAUCUUCCAGAAGUCCGACUACCUCACCCCCGACGAGAAGAAGAAGGACAAGGAGGAGAAGCGCACGGCAAAGCAGAAUCCCGGAAUACGGGACGAGUCGGACCUGGAGCCGAUUGGGUCGUUGACCGAGGACGAGAUGCAGCUAUGGCGCCGAGAUGCGAUGUCGGUCCCCGACCUCGAGCCUCCCUCUCUCUUCCAGCGAUGUCCUCACUGCCAGUUUGGGGGAAUUCAUCUGAUGAAGUGUGUGGAGGAGAACCGCCUGAUGUGGAGAUGCAUGGGCGGCCGUCUCGACUGCCCGUACAUUUGGCGGGAGUAUGGAGACCAGCUGGUGGUGGCCACGGGAGUUCGACUGUGUGUGAAGUGUCAUCGUGGCGAGCUGAAGGUGAUCACCCACCAGAACCGACAGGCGCUCCUUUGCCCCCAGUGCAGAGAUCUGACGCUGAUGUCAGAGUGUAAGGAGGUGAUGGAGAUGCAUCAGAGGCUGGAGGAGAAGCUGCGUGGCCUCGACAAGGUACCUGUGAGAUGCCGGUGCCCACUUGGGGCGCGGGUGGUGGCUACUUCGCCAGCUCCCGGACUUUGGAAUGUGCUCCAGAUUGAUGCCACCGGCCGUGCUGAAUAUGACCUCGGUGCCCGUGCAUCCGUCUAUGUGAUCCAGGAGUUCUCUGAGGACUUUGCAACCUACCUCCAGGACCAGGAGUUUGAACCGAUUGAGGUGACUCUGGAUCGAAGGGAGAAAAAGAAGCUGGGUGCUGCUCUGGAUCAUGUUCUUGGGAGCACGGAGCAGUUCUUUGAGAUGUGCGAGGAGUAUCCUGGCAUGGAUGGCUUGCCUGGAGAUAGCCAAGGCAGCUGUCAAGUCUUUGGGACUGAGGAAGAAGCCGACCAAGACGAUGGAUUUGGUAGCCAACCACCUCAUUUACUACAACCACUUGCGGCCGCAGCCGGGCUGGAUCUGGAUGAGAUCCGGGCUCAGCGAAAGUAUCGAUGUCUUCCUGUGGAUCUGGAGCUGACCGUACUCUGCAGAGAACUUAAGGAGUCCCAGGCCGAGGAGUCGUGGCUUGAUCACCAUGGCCAGGUGAUGUUCGUGAGCCUUCUUCCUCGGCGAGCGCUACUGCCCUCCGUGGGCCCUGGCGGUCGAACGCAGCGUUGGACUGCGGUGUUGGUGAAGCCUGGAGAAUGGAAGUGGUUGGAGCUGGGUGCCAGUGGUCCAUGGCACGAGGAAGUUCGAGAACAUGGUGCGUUGGUGGUGAUUUACCGGUGGCCUGAAUACUCCGAGACCUUUGCCACCUCGUAUGACCUAACGGACAAGGAGAAGGCCGACGUGCUUCGUUGUCAUGUGAACCUCGGACAUCCUCAUCCGCGGGAGUUUGUGCGGCUCCUCAAAGCCGCCGGAUCACGGCAUGAUGUGGUUCAGUAUGUUCUGCGUGAGUUCGAGUGGAUUUUAACGUCAUUGUGGGGGUGGACCUCCUGUUUGUACACGGGCUUGGCCGUCGAGCAGAACAUCCAGUUCUUAACAUUAACAUUACGUGCCACGGGUGACCUGGUUGGGAUUCACCCGUUUGUGGGCUGCGCUGGCGUCGUCUUGUUAGACGUGGAUGACUUUGCCCAGGGCGGCAACGAAAGGCACCAGAAGCUGAUGCAGCAGUUUAAGGAGCGUUUCCGCUUUGGAAAGGGGAGGUGCUUGUAUGGUGGCCAUGGCGAGUACCUCGGGCGGACUGUUCGUCAACGAGAGGACUUUGAGGUGAGGAUUGACAUGCAGCGGUACAUCGAGGAGAAGCUUCGCCCCGUCACCCUCCCUCGUGAACGAAUGCGCCAGGGUGACGACGCUGUUCUUACUGAAAAGGAGGUGACGAUGCUCCGUGGCGCUGGAGGAUCCCUGCUGUGGGUCGGAAAGGAGUGCCGUCCUGAUGUGGCAGCAGCUUGCGCCAUGAGUAUGUCUUGGGGAUCCGCCGGUCCUACCAUCAAGCACAUCAAGGCGGUCAACAAGACGAUCAACGAGUUGAAGAAGACUUCGGACGUGUACCUCCGCAUCCUCCCUGUGCCCCUGGCCAACGGCAUCUGGGUGUCGAUAUCAGAUGCCUCGGUUGCGAAUGAUGAUGAGACCAGCCAGGGUGGUUUCUUGAUUGCCUUUGCGGACAAGGCAAUCAAAGAUGGCGGCCUGCACGACUUCAGUGUCAACAGUUGGAAGAGCCACCGUGUGAGAAGGGUGGUGAAAGCUUCCUUGGGCAGUGAGGCCCUGGCCAUGGAUGAUGGCCUUGCGGAGCUGGAGUGGAUCCGCGCCCUCUACACCGAGGCGGUUGUUCCGAACUCAACGGUGCUCGAUGGCACGCGCUUUGGUGAUGAUGAGUCAGUGGCCAUCGUGCGCCAGUGCGAUCCUCAGGACCCGACAAUCCUGGUCACCGAUGCUCGAGCUCUUUACGACCUCUUCCAUCGUCGGAGUGGAGCUGCUGGUUUGUGCCGGAGGGCACAGAUCGAUGUGUCGGUGAUGUCUUCGUCGGCGAAGGCUCUACGAGCGGAGGUGCACUGGCUGCCCGGCAAGUACAUGCUGGCGGAUGCUCUUACGAAGCGGCUUGGAAACUCUGCGCUAGUUCGAAAGGUUUUGUCUCUGGGCAAAUAUGCUCUCAAGAGAGACGGCUUAGAGUUGCUCCUAGACCUGGAGGCUCCCCCUGAUGGAUGUGAUGCGUUUGACUGUCAGCCCAGGUCUAGCUAA
Messenger RNA from Symbiodinium necroappetens, 4962 nucleotides. The record is from the annotation of a GenBank genome assembly. Lineage: Eukaryota; Dinophyceae; Suessiales; Symbiodiniaceae.